AUGCCAUCCCCUCAGCUGGCAGCUUCCCCAAACCUCGCGCGGAGUCGUCCCUCGCCUGAUCAACGCAAACGAGAACCCUCAAAGAAACCAACCAUACAAGUGCAAGCUGGCAUACGAGUCGAGUUUCUAGCCAUGGCACAGCCAUAUUCCAGAGAGGUCGAGAAGCCUGGAUUGGUCGACAUGAGAACAAUCGAGUCGGACAAUAUGCAGGUCCCUUUGGAAGACAACGAAAGCGCCAAGAUUGCGAACAACACGUUUGUCUAUCGCGUUCUGAGAACCCGGCAUGGUGGACAAAGAGCUCGCCCCCUGCGAGAUCUACUCAAAAGCGCCGUGACAAUCGGCUGGGUUGGCCUCGCCAUUUAUGGCGUGCUCAAGUUUGUCAAUGACAGUCCCAUCGGAGUCCCCACUCCACGCCCGCAAUCCCCACCAGCCAUCUGCCAAACCCCGGAAUGUAUCCAUGCGGCAUCAGAGAUUCUCUAUAGCCUCGACCCCAACUAUGGCCAAAUCGAUCCUUGCACCGACUUUGACCAAUUUGUCUGCGGCGGUUGGAGAGAGCGCCAUGACAUGCGCGCUGACCAGGGUUCUGUUUUUGCCGGGACCAUAAUGGAGGAGAACGCUGAAACCAACCUUCGGCAUAUUCUCGAGCAACCACAAGCUCCAGACUCGGCUGACAUCAAUAACUUCGAGAAGAUCAAAGCUGCAUACGAUGCUUGCUUGGAUGAAUCGACCAUCAAGCAGCGCGGAAGUAAGCCCCUGGAUGAGCUGCUGGCUCGCCUGCAGAACUUCUAUCCCUCAAAGAGCGGCCUGGUUGCCGGAACUCAGGAUCACCUCACGGAUGCUCUUUUGUUUCUGUUGAAGACUGGGGUGUAUGCCCUGGUAUCACCGGGUGUGUCUGCGGAUGAUCGAGAUCCUGACAAUGUCGUUAUUACGGUGACGCCACCUCGUGCGAUUGGCCUUCCUGCGAGGGAAUAUUACAACAAUACAGAGAUGGUGACCAAAUACACCGAUGUCGUGAAGCAGGUGCUUCAAGGGUUUGGAGGCAGCGACAAGAUUGCCGAGAACAUUGUCGCUUUCGAAACAAAGCUUGCCAACGCGACCCCGGACACUGCAACCCAGGAGGACGUGACAAAGUACUAUAACCCACGCACUGUCAAGGAGACCGAGUCACUGCUCCCCCAGGUCUCGUUCGCCGAAAUUAUUGCAGAACUGGGUCCUCAUGAUUACAAGGGUGACCGCCUGAUUAUUGGCUCGCCUUCAUAUAUGCAGGCCCUGUCUGACAUCUUGACUGAUGCAUCGCGAGAGACUGUUUCAUUCUUCUUGCAGUGGAAGCUCAUCCAGCAAUAUGCGACUUACAUCGAGGAUGACAAGAUCACUCCUCUACGUCGAUUCGAGAACAAGCUCGAGGGAAAGGACCCUCAGUCAUCUGAGGAACGCUGGCGCAAGUGCAUCAAGCGUCUUGACUCGGGUCUUGGUUGGAGCCUCAGUCGUUUCUACAUUUUGAGCUCCUUUCCCGAAGCCUCGAAGAAGCUUGGUGACCAGAUCGUGUCGGACAUCAAGGAGCGAUUCGCUUUCACCCUGGACCAGACUGCUUGGAUGUCUUCGGAUGUCCGCAAGCUGGGCAUCAAGAAGGUCGAGAACAUUGUUCAGAAGAUCGGAUUCCCCACCAAGAACCCCAACCUGUUGAAUGCACAGGACGUGGAGAAAUAUUAUCACGACCUGGAGGUAUCCGACAGCAAGUUCUUCGAGAAUGAAGUUGCUGUGGCACGGUUUGAUCUUCAUAAUGAAUGGUCCAAGCUGGGCAAACCGACCAACCGGGACGAGUGGGAUAUGACAGCUCCGACAGUCAAUGCCUACUACAACCCGCCCGGAAAUGAGAUUGUUUUCCCCGCCGGCAUCAUGCAGCCCCCAGUGUUCUACGGGCCCAAAGCCCCGCUCUACCUUGCCUACGGUGCAUUCGGCGCUGUGAGUGGUCAUGAGCUCUCACAUGCGUUCGAUUCCACUGGUCGGCACUAUGACGAAAUUGGGAACUACACCGAUUGGUGGGACGAGAAGACUGUCAAGGCGUUUGAGGAACGGACUCAAUGCUUCGUUGACCAGUAUUCGAAUUAUACUGUGGAGGGACCUGGAGGCAAGGUUCUUCAUGUGAAUGGCCGCUUGACACUGGGAGAGAACAUCGCCGAUGCAGGCGGCCUCGGUGCUUCGUUCCACGCGUGGAAGAAACGCGAUGAGGCCAGGCCCGAUCUGGCCCUUCCCGGACUGACUACCUUCAGCAAGGAGCAGUUGUUCUUCGUCUCGUAUGCCAACUGGUGGUGUGGCAAGACCACCAAGGAGGCUGCCGAGCAAAGCAUCUACAAUGACCCACAUGCUCCCAAGUCGGCCCGCAUUAUUCUGACGAUGGCCAACUCGCGCGAAUUCAGAGAUGCUUUCCACUGCCCGGCGAAGAAACCGGUCUGCAAGCUUUGGUAG
Molecule: messenger RNA, 2466 nt
Organism: Penicillium argentinense
Lineage: Eukaryota; Fungi; Ascomycota; Eurotiomycetes; Eurotiales; Aspergillaceae
Product: M13 family metallopeptidase
Exons: 5
Coding region: 1-2466 (821 amino acids)
Biological process (GO): protein processing
Cellular component (GO): plasma membrane
Molecular function (GO): metalloendopeptidase activity
Source: RefSeq, a predicted model, not a curated record